CACACACCCUGAAUAGUGAAAUAUGACACUGAGCAGCUUUCCCGCCUUCCUCAAACUACUGGCUGCUUUGAAACUCAUAAAGAAACUAAGCUGUGGCUGAAACCAGCAGAAAAGAAAUGGAUCAGAUGUCAUGGGAGGACGAUUCACUCCAGGAUGAGCUGCUCUCCAAACAGAAGAAGGGAAAUUCAUCCAUGAUGUAAAGACCAGCAGUGACCUUGGAAACAAAGUCAUAGCUGGCAAAGUUCUGGCGAAAUCUGUUCUGCGUACAUAUGAAACCAAAAAGAAGGAGAAGAAGUUUUUCUUUUACCUGGGAGUGGCGGAUGAAACAGGCAGCAUUAAAGUGGUGGUGUAUGGAAGAGAGCACUAUCAGCUUUUCCAGGAGAAGAGCUGCUACCUGUUCAGAAAUGUCAUCCUGGACGAAAAUGUCAUGAAAGUGACCACCAAGAGCGUCAUAUCAAAGACAGCAGCUAUCGAUGUUCCUGAGAACCUGGAGAUGGAAGCUCAGAGGCUCGGUUAUUCCCAGACUCCAGUUUGCUCCAUCGAACAGGCCAUCGGAUCAGCGGAGAAGACAUCAGUGAGUGUUCAAGGAAAAGUAAGAAAGAUUGACACACUGAAGAAAAAACAGGGAUCAGCCAACAGGAAAGAGUUCCAACUUGAGGACGGCACAGGCUCCAUCAGGAUCACUUUGUGGGGCGAAAACAUCAAACAGCUCAGAGGAAAAUCACCUGGAGACUCUGUCAGGGUGGUCAAUGUAGAGACGAAUCACUACAAUGAUUCAGUAUCGCUGAACUCAACAGAUUUCACCAGAAUUUUUAAGGAGAGGGUGGUCUCCAAACAGAAGAACAAACAGAAAAGUAAGAAAAAGGGACAAAAACACUUUGUGGAUGAACACCGAGUCGAGCUGAUCCAGAGAGUGAGCAACAUCGAACCGAUUCUGGAAGAGCUAAAAGAAAAAAUCAUCCAACAAGAAGCUUAUGAUAAAAUCAGAGCUCAGCAGACCCCUCAGGAGAAGAUGAGGGCGCUCUACAACGGCCCUCUGAAAGCUGGCGAUGCCGCCAAAGAAGCCUUCUACCAAAGCCUCAAGAAACAUGAGAAGAUCCUCAUUGAGGACCUCAGCUGAAAGAACUUUGUGUUUUUAACAUUUUAUAUUUGUGCAUCUAUUGUACAUCUGUGGCACCUUAUGUUGGGCUUCAAUAAAUUAAAAUUUGUGUGGUAAAUCACACACCAGCA
This is a messenger RNA of Haplochromis burtoni (Burton's mouthbrooder), 1230 nucleotides long. RefSeq lists its product as uncharacterized. Lineage: Eukaryota; Metazoa; Chordata; Actinopteri; Cichliformes; Cichlidae. Gene Ontology annotation, biological process: regulation of apoptotic process; inflammatory response; innate immune response. The record is from RefSeq and is a predicted model, not a curated record.